Molecule: messenger RNA, 1959 nt
Organism: Tupaia belangeri chinensis (Chinese tree shrew)
Lineage: Eukaryota; Metazoa; Chordata; Mammalia; Scandentia; Tupaiidae
Gene: LAT2
Product: linker for activation of T cells family member 2
Exons: 13
Coding region: 479-1162 (227 amino acids)
Biological process (GO): calcium-mediated signaling; B cell activation; B cell receptor signaling pathway
Cellular component (GO): plasma membrane
Source: RefSeq, a predicted model, not a curated record
UGCUGUCCAGGAGGACUCUCGCUCUCUGAGUCUCUUGUCUCUCACUCUUCCCUGUGUGUGUCUCUGACAGCCGGUGGGUCUCUCGUUCUCUCUCAGCCUGUACAUUUUUGUCUCUCUGUCUCUGGUUCUCUCCCACACAGCGUGGGUGUUCUGUGUGUCUCUUCCCCCCGGUGACCUUCUGUGUUUGGGGGUGCGCGUGAGUUUAGUGGGGGCGGUGCAUCCCUGUCUUUCCGCUCUCCCUCCGCCUGGGCCUGUCUCCCCUUCACUGUGUGCGUGUGUCUCUGUCUCUGUCUCUCCCCGCCCCGCCCCGCCUGCCCGGCCAGCCUGUCCGGCAGCAGCGGAUGUGUGAGGGAUGAUUCAGGCUGACAGGAAGCCCUCCGCCCUGCCUGCUGCCCGCCUGCGUCUGUGGUGGUGGCGCUGCUCGGGCAGGUGUGGGCCCAGGAUGAGGUGGCCGCAGUGAGGAGCCGCCGGCCUCAGAAUGGAGCCCCACGCUGCAGCAGACAUGAGCACAGACACGGGGCUGCUGUGGCCUGGGACGGCGCUGCUGCUGCUGCUGCUGGGCGCCGCGGCCGGCCUGUGUGUGCGCUGCUCCCGCCCAGGUGCCAAGAGGCCUGAAAAAAUCUAUGAGCGGAGAAGUCUGCAAGAGAAUCAGCACAGCUUUGCGGUGGCCCGGACCUAUUCCUUGGUCAGACAGCCAUGGCCAGGGCCCCUGAUAGAGGCAUCCCUUGAUGAAAAGGCAACAAGGAAGGACAAGCUGCUGCACUUCUCCCCCAGCCUCGAUGAGUCUGCUUCUCCCAGAUACCAGAACCUCGGCAAAGGAAGUCAGCAGGGAUCAGAUGCAGCCUAUAUGUCUGCUUUCUUGGCCAGAUACCCGAUUGCCACGGACUAUUACAACUGGGGGCAGUUCCCGAAGCCCCCAAAAGAUGACGACGAUACCAACUCCUACGAGAACGUGCUCAUCUGCACGCAGAGGCCCACUGAGUCAGGUGACGAGGAAUCUGAGGAUUAUCAGAACUCAGCAUCUAUCCGUCAGUGGCAGGCUUCCAAGAGGCUUGUGGAGCAAAUCCAGAGAGAAGCACCUCCGUCCCCCACAGGAAGUCCAGAGGAGGACAGCGGGGAACCAGACUAUGUGAACAAGGAUGUGGAAGGCCAGGAAGCCUAGGCAAGACCGGAAGGAAGGAGCCAGGGUGGAGCCUAGACAACCACUGUGCUCACGGAAGAUCUUCCCGAGCCACCUGACAUCUAGGCCCCUGCCACUGCCACUCCUGAAGGGCACCAACACAUCCUGCAGACACCUGGCCACGGACACCGCCUGGGAAAGGACAGUGACAUGUGGACGGGCCAGAGCUGUGGCCCUGCCUGCCGUACCCUCCCCUGACCCAGGCUUCCUUGGGCGGAGCAGGGCAGGCACCUGGUGCUGACACCUCUGCUUCCACCGUGAUGGGAUGCCCAGGGCAUCAAGCAGGCUGUCCCGGUGCACUGCGCAUCGCCGCAGUCACGCCCUUUGCUUUGGAUUUGGAUCGUAAACUGCUCACUCGUGUUGGUUACUAGGGUUCGACUUUUACAAUCUAAGAGCUUGUACAGUUAAUUUAUAUAGGGAAGCCAUAUUUAAUAUUCGGACUUUCAGGGUAGAGGUGUUAUCUAGCUCGUCUCACAAAGCAUUACGUGUAUUUCACUUUGGCACGCAGUGAGAGGGAGCCCUGAUUUCUCCUUGGGCCUCAGGUCACUCAUAAGUGAUUUCUGCUGUGUUCAAAAGCACAUCAGUUCUGAGAAAUGGUGGUUAGCGCAGUGGCCAAGGGCCCAACCAGGAGCAGGGCCCCUCCACUGCCCUGUACAGGCAGGAGUGUGACUGCCUUGUGGGAUGGGUUAAGGUCCGGGGGGCCUUCGGGGUCAGAGAUGAGUCAAGGAACCAAAACACUCCUCUGACUAAGCGUCUAAUAAACCGCUAGUCUGAAAGUC